UUAAAAAUAAAACACUAGCGUGACCAGGCUUUUCUCCCAUGAUGCUCAGCUACAAGUCCAGCAUGCAGCGUCUGUCGGCGCUGCACCGCGACCGUCCGGUGACGCCGCUGAGCACCGCCGUCUUCUGGGUGGAGUUUGUGAUGCGACACGGCGGAGCGCGACACCUGCGGCUGGCGUCACAUGACCUGAACUGGUUCCAGUACCACAGCGUGGACACCGGCGCCGCCCUGCUGGUCGCCAUGACGGCCGCCGCCAUCCUCUGCUGGGGGGGCAUCAAGUGCUUCCUGCGACGCUGCAGCAGACGGCGAGGAAGAGAAAAGAGCGACUGAAGACUUUUAUUCAACAAUAAAAGUUUUUAAUAUAAAAUAAAAUACGUGUUUUUUUAUGUAUUUUCAUAUUCUGAUUGUUUAAUACACAUUUUAAUUAUUUUGUUCCAGUUUGAUUAAAAAUGUUGAUUUAAGUUUUAUCAUUGUCAUUAAAGUAAACAAACUGACUUCAGUGUCGUCUCUCUACACACCUGGUG
Sebastes umbrosus (honeycomb rockfish) is the source of this 523-nucleotide messenger RNA. Its product is annotated as UDP-glucuronosyltransferase 1A1-like. Bases 39 to 329 code for a protein of 96 amino acids. The transcript has a single exon. The record is from RefSeq and is a predicted model, not a curated record. Gene Ontology annotation, molecular function: UDP-glycosyltransferase activity. NCBI's taxonomy places the organism in Eukaryota, Metazoa, Chordata, Actinopteri, Perciformes, Sebastidae.